Messenger RNA from Striga asiatica, 891 nucleotides. NCBI's taxonomy places the organism in Eukaryota, Viridiplantae, Streptophyta, Magnoliopsida, Lamiales, Orobanchaceae. The record is from the annotation of a GenBank genome assembly.
AUGAUUUUGGUUGAAAAGAAACACACCAACAAACGAGUCACAAAGGAACCAAAAGCAACGAUGGAAUCCACAGCAGAAGCGGAUGCUCAUUUGUUGAUCAAAAUUCAAUCUUUCUCGUUGCUUGCGAAGCAUGGGAUCGAGAAAUUUGAGACGACUGAAUUUGAGUCCGGGGGAUACAAGUGGAAACUUAUAAUUUACCCAAGUGGAAAGGAAAGAGACGAAGGGUAUGUUUCAGUAGACUUAGCCAUUGUGAAUGCUGGUGGCUCUCCUGCAGGCUGGGAGAUAGUGGUAUCAGGCAGUCGGCGUUUUCUUGCAAUAAAGACAGAAUGGGGAUUCUCAAAGUUCAUCUCCAAGAAAGAACUUAACGAUCCUAACAAUGGAUACCUCAGCCACGACGACAUUUGUGUGUUUGGUGCUGAAGUUUUCGUUAACGAAAACAAAACAAUCAUUGAUUGUCUGUCUUUGGAAAAUGUUGUUGGUGCUCCCUACAAGCAAGAAUGGAACAUUCCCAACUUCUCUAAAUUGGGGAAUAAAUGGGUUUCACCCGAGUUCUCUGUCGGAGGCCAUAAAUGGAAAGUGAAGAUGUAUAGAAAUGGAAGUGGAGAAAGUAUUGGGCGCUUCUUAUCUCUUUACUUAUCCCCUAUUUCUACGAAUGGUAACAAAGAAAGACUGCACACGUGGCUUACAAUCCGCAUGAAGAACCAGCUUAGUAGUAAACACCAAAGCAGAGUUGGUUCCAUAUGGUUUUCAGCUGCUAGAGGCCGUAACUGGGGAUGGCCUUCAUUUAUUGAGCUUGCUUUGUUGAAAGAUCCUAAUCAAGGCUUUGUCGUAAACGACUGCUGCAUUAUAGAAGUAGAGUUAUCUGUGCAAGCUAUAGCGAGCUCAGACUGA